AUGUCCCACUCGAGUCCUAUCAUCCACUCGGCAUCCACCAUCCCAACCAAAGAGAAUGAUGAGAGAAAUUUAUCUCUGAAUAUCCCGACUGUAAAUAGCAAGAAUGGCUGCCAAUUUCCAGCAACAACAUCAAUCACUUCGGAGCAACAUGUUUCUUCUUCCGAUGUAAAUCAUUCAAACCACAAGGCUGUGAUGGAGUGGUCUGUGGAACAAGUUCAGUCCUUUCUCGAAUCCAAACAUUUUCCUCGCAGCAUGUUGCAUUCGUUUGAAACUGAGAAGGUUGAUGGCUUGUCUCUGUAUUAUUUGUGGUUGUAUUCAAACCAGAAUUCUGUUGCGAGUCAUGGUUGUUCGGAUUUACAAUUGAAAUUGAAUGACCGAUUGAAUAUUGAUACUUUACAUGAUUUAGUACAUUUGAAACAUGAAUUGAAUGUGUUAUUUGGCCUUCCUCAUAGUGAGGAUGGUGCUGAUAAUGAGUUGUCAACAACAGCCCCAACCAUGAAUGGUAAAUCAGUAUUGCCUCACAUUUCCGUUGUGGCUCGUCAUCAUCAGGAUGAACCAAAAUCUCAGCACAUGUUGACCUCAACUCAUGGUCAUCAACACCACCAUCAUUUCCUUACACAUCACCAUUCCCACUCAUCGACGAUGGGAAACAAGUCACCAACCACGUUACCCUCUGUGAUGCCUCACCAUCAUCAUUCGUCAACACCACACUAUAGUCCAAGUCACAAAACUCCAACUUCACCAUCCAUGCCACCUCCAUCUCCUCUCUUAUUACACACAUUAGGAGAAACACCAGUGGUGUAUACACCCACCCCACUCUCAAAAAAGAUUCUGUCUUCGCUUCCACCCUCAAUUCCUCAAUUUAUUAAACAAAUUCUUCCAAGUGAAAUCAAGAUAUUGGAUGAACAUUCACAGGGAGAGAGCUGGGGAUCAAUGAUUACCAAGGUGAUUGUAUCCUUUUUUUACUUGAUGUUGUCCAUAUUUUGCACAAGCGUGACCAUGGUGGUCGUUCAUGAAAGAGUACCACAAGAUUAUCCUCCACUACCUGAUAUCAUUUUAGAUAAUGUUCCUCUCAUUCCAAGCGCUUUUGCAAUUUCAGAACUUAUUUGCCUAAUAUUGGCAUUAAUUGUUCUAUUUAUUAUAUUAUUCCACAAGUACAGAGGAAUUAUUGUGAGAAGAUUAUUUGUGAUUAUUGGCACUGUAUUUUUAUUGAGAUGUCUCACCAUGUUUAUCACAUCACUGAGUGUUCCUGGUAGUCACUUAACAAGCGAAUGUAUGAAAUCUCGUGCAGCAAAUAUCACACUGACGUUUGAGGAGAAGAUGAAUCGAGCAAUUGAAAUUACCUUAGGAUUUGGAUUGAGUAUUAUGAAUGUCAAAACUUGUGGAGACUACAUGUUCAGUGGUCAUGUCAGUAUUAUUACCUUAUUGAACUACACCAUUAACGAAUAUACACCAAAGAAUUGGAAGGGUCUACAUAUCAUCACAUGGGUGUUGAAUUGCUUUGGUGCCUUUUUCGUAUUGGCUGCACAUGAACACUACUCGAUUGACGUUUUCAUUGGGUUCUAUAUAAGUAGUAGACUCUUUGUUUAUUAUCAUGAUAUGGCUAAUAUGAGGCACAUUAUGGACUCACAUGGAAUUGAUAGCACUGUCUAUGUUCCAUUGUUCGACUAUCUCGAGGAAAUGGUCGAUGGAGUUGUGCAAAACGAGUUUAUUAUCAACUUUGAAAGAAAAUCUAGUAAUAGAAGCUCUCGAAGUCAAAGUGGAGAUUUUAGUCGAAGUAAUGUAGGAGAUGCUUCAUCCAUAAUAUCUAAUAGUAGUAGCAGUAAUACCAAUGGUGAAGACAACAACAACAUACUCUCUUCAGGCGAGAAGACUCAAUCCCUUAAUGUGAACUCGAACAGCAACCUAACCACCACCACGAGUGUUAAGAGAUAG
Naegleria lovaniensis is the source of this 1935-nucleotide messenger RNA. RefSeq lists its product as uncharacterized. Bases 1 to 1935 code for a protein of 644 amino acids. NCBI's taxonomy places the organism in Eukaryota, Heterolobosea, Eutetramitea, Acrasida, Naegleriidae. The record is from RefSeq and is a predicted model, not a curated record. Gene Ontology annotation, biological process: ceramide biosynthetic process. Gene Ontology annotation, molecular function: ceramide cholinephosphotransferase activity; sphingomyelin synthase activity. The transcript has 2 exons. Gene Ontology annotation, cellular component: endoplasmic reticulum membrane; Golgi membrane.